Molecule: messenger RNA, 1921 nt
Organism: Cimex lectularius (bed bug)
Lineage: Eukaryota; Metazoa; Arthropoda; Insecta; Hemiptera; Cimicidae
Product: beta-glucuronidase-like
Exons: 11
Coding region: 22-1899 (625 amino acids)
Biological process (GO): glucuronoside catabolic process; carbohydrate metabolic process
Molecular function (GO): beta-glucuronidase activity; carbohydrate binding
Source: RefSeq, a predicted model, not a curated record
CUGGUUGUAGCAAGUUUAAAGAUGUAUUUCCUCAUUUUAUUUAUUAGUUGCUUUUCUUUUUCGGUUGCUCUUAGCAACUCAAGUACAAGAUUUUCACUUUCUCUGAACGGCCUUUGGCAGUUCAGGUUAGAUGAACAUAAUAGCGGUAUAAGCGAUAAAUGGUUCAAUUUUGAUUUUAGUGCAGAUGAAUACAUUGAUAUGCCAGUUCCAUCAAGUUUCAAUGAUAUAACUGUCGAUCGUAAGCUGAAAAAUUAUGUCGGAUGGGUGUGGUACCAGAAAACUUUUAUGAUUCCUUUGAUGUGGGUCAAUAACAAACACAUUGUUCUCAGAAUUGGCGGUGCACAUUAUUACACUAUGGUGUGGGUCAAUAAUAAUUUGGCUGGGGAACAUGAAGGAGGGCAUGUGCCUUUUGAAUUAGACCUGACAAAAAGUUUACCACACGAUGUUGAAAAGUGUGUCUUAACCAUAGCCGUAAACAAUACCUUAAAUAACUACACAAUACCCCAAGGUUAUUUGGUUUUUGAGAAUGAUACUACAAGGUAUCCAUCAGGGUAUAAAAACUAUUAUCACAAUUUCGACUAUUUUGAUUAUGCAGGCUUAAAUGGAAAUGUUGAAGUAUAUGUAACAAACCAAAUAUACAUAGAUGACGUAUAUUACAAAUUAGAAAGGAAAUUGAAAAAAUGGUACGUACACUACUCAAUAUUGUUGGCGCCAACGGAUAUCAGUGGAGUAGAAUGCACAGUCAGACUAUGCGAUAAAACUGAAGUGUUUGAUGUUAAAACAGGUUGUAAUAACACAUUGCAAAUUUUAAAUCCAAAACUAUGGUGGCCAAUUUUUCAUAUGAAUAAAACUGCUGGAUAUAGAUAUAAAUUGACGAUUACACUUAAAAACAAAAAGGGGGAAGAGUUAGACUACAUGGAAGAACUGAUAGGCUUUCGUGAGCUAAAAUGGGAUAACCAGUCGUUAAAAAUUAACGAUGAAAAUGUUUAUUUGCGAGGUUUUGGAAUGCACCAAGAUUCAGAGAUGAGAGGACGAGGAUUUGAUUUUGUCCAACUCACAAAGGAUAUUAACCUUUUAAAAUGGUCGCAUGCAAAUGCUAUAAGAACGUCUCAUUAUCCAUAUUAUAAAGAGUUUUUAGAAUUUGCAGAUAAAAAUGGUAUAAUGGUGAUUUUAGAAACACCCGCCUGUAGUUUGAACCUUUUCGACAAUCAAAUGUUCAAAAAUCACAAGAAAGUGCUUAAGGAGAUUUGGUCAAAUUAUAAACAUCAUCCUAGCAUUAUAAUGUGGUCAUUGGCCAAUGAACCUCUGUCAAAUAACCCUGAUUCAGAAGGAUAUUUUAAAGAGUUAGUAAAAUUUAUGAGGCAGAUAGAUCCAACAAGGCCAAUCACAUUCGUAACAAGCCAGCAAAUAAAUAAUGAAAAGGCUGUACAACAUGUCGAUAUCAUCUCGUUAAACAGGUACAGCGGUUGGUAUCAAGAUGGUAGUAAGUUAGACAUUGUGGCUUACCAAGUCAUUGCAGAACUUACUCAAUGGAAUGAGAAGUAUUUGAAACCUGUAUUAAUGACUGAAUAUGGCGGAGGCUCUAUAACAGGCUUUCAUUCAUUGCCAUCAGUCAUGUGGAGUGAGGAGUAUCAGAGCGAUUUGCUGGAAGAACAUUUUAAAGCUUUUGACUGUCUGAAGACCUUAGGAUUUUUUAUCGGAGAAAUGAUUUGGAACUUUGCUGAUUUCAAUACACCAGAAGAAUACAUUCGACCCGGAAGAUGCGCUAAAGGUAUUUUUACAAGGAAUAGACAACCUAAGUCUGCAGCAUUCAUCAGUAGAAAAAGAUAUGCAUCAAUGAUAAAUGCAAAACAUUGUAAUUGUGAAAUUGGUUUACAUAAUUUCAUCACUGAUUGUUAAAUAAAACAAUGCAACUUUUAAA